Zasmidium cellare ATCC 36951 is the source of this 375-nucleotide messenger RNA. RefSeq lists its product as uncharacterized. Bases 1 to 375 code for a protein of 124 amino acids. The record is from RefSeq and is a predicted model, not a curated record. The transcript is spliced from 2 exons. Lineage: Eukaryota; Fungi; Ascomycota; Dothideomycetes; Mycosphaerellales; Mycosphaerellaceae.
AUGACAGUAUCUUGGAGCGCCGACAUGGACCAACGCCUCCUCAUGGCAGUGCUGGCUGUGGUCAAACUUGAUACAGCCGCUGUAGAGGAGAAAUGGAAGGAGCUUUUCAAAUUCGAGGACAUCACUCAGCCCACGAAACGUGCAAUUGUAGAGCAUAUUGCCAAGCUCAAGAAGGCCUUGGGCAUUUCUGGAGGCAAGACGCCGUCUGGCGAUGCUGCUUCGACUCCAACGAAGCCGAAAGCAAAGGGGAUUGGAAAGGCUGCACGCAAGCCAAAGAAUGGCUCGAAGUCCCCAAAUUCUCCAAGGAAGGAAGAUCGUGACGACACAGAGAAGCCAGCCGACAUCAAAGAUGAGCGCAUGGACUCACCAAUGUAG